Messenger RNA from Zonotrichia albicollis (white-throated sparrow), 2925 nucleotides. The record is from RefSeq and is a predicted model, not a curated record. Lineage: Eukaryota; Metazoa; Chordata; Aves; Passeriformes; Passerellidae.
CAGUGACACAAGAGACUCCGGCGCAACAGGCUCCUGGGAAAUGUAGUCUGUCACCAAGGCUGCUCUGUGCCUGGAAACCGGCGCUGCAGGACCUUUGAAAUGAGUCUGACUAGAGGCGGAUGCUUGCAUGGACAGCUCUGUGAUGUGUGGAGAAGAGAAGGGCCAGUACUCAUGGAGAUCCAUCAAACACCUGGAGUUCCUGUAUCCCUGAAUCCUGAGAAGACAGCACCUAUUCAUUUAUUUCAAUUCUCAACAGUUUGCAAAAUGGAGAACACCUUAAUUUUUACAGCUGACGUGUGAGCUUGUUCUUCUGCACCUACAAUCAACAUGUAACAUCCCAAGCUGAGAAACCCGAGCUCGCCUCCUUGCAUCAGGAGCUGGAUCCCUUGGUUCGGAGCUGCGUUUCAGUUCGGGAAAGCUCCUUUGGAGUUUAUAGAGCGAGCCAGGAACGAGCAUGGACCUGUGUUCACAAUAUUUGCUCUGGGAAAACGGUUCACUUUCGUUACUGAGGAAGAAGGAACUGAAGUAUUUUUUAAAUCUGAAGACUUAAAUUUUGAACAGGCAGUACAGCAAGCUGUCAAGAAUGCAGUCUCUGUUCCUGCAGAAGCAUUUUAUGAGAACCAUGGUAACCUCUACAGCAUGAUGAAGGGGAAGAUGAGUCCCAGUAACCUGCACAUGUUCUCAGGCACUUUGUGUAAGGAGCUCCAUGAGCACAUGGCUCACCUGGGCACGGAGGGCACGGGAGACCUCAAUGCCCUGGUAAGGCAUGUCAUGUAUCCAGCAGUGGUGAACACCCUGUUUGGGAAGGGCAUCUGCCCAACCAGUCCGAGUGAAAUCAAGGAAUUUGAAGAGCAUUUUCAGAAGUAUGAUGAGGACUUUGAAUAUGCUUCUCAGAUGCCUGAGUGCUUCCUGAGCAACUGGUCUAAAUCCAAAAAAUGGCUUCUAAAAUUAUUUGAGAAAGUAGUGUUGGAUGCUGAAAGGACCAACCCUUCAGAGACUGCAUCCAAGACACUUCUACAACAUCUCCUGGAUAGCUUGCAGGGAAAACAUCUAGCUCCCAAGUAUGGUCUCCUGAUGCUCUGGGCUGCCCAAGCAAAUGCUGUGCCUGUUGCAUUUUGGACCCUUGCUUUCAUACUCUCUAAUCCUGCCAUUUACAAGAAAGUCAUGGAAGACCUGGCUUCUGUUUUUGGCAAAGCAGGUAAGGAUACACUGGAGGUGUCUGAGGAAGACCUGAAGAAGAUCCCUUUCAUUAAAUGGUGCACUUUGGAAGCCAUACGGCUGAGGUCUCCAGGUGCAAUCACCAAGAAAGUCAUAAACCCAAUUAGAAUUAAGAAUUUCACCAUCCCUGCAGGUGACAUGCUGAUGUUGUCACCAUAUUGGUUGCACCGGAAUCCAAAAUAUUUUCCUGACCCAGAAAUGUUCAAACCUGAUCGUUGGAAAGAGGCAAAUUUAGAGAAGAAUGCUUUCUUGGACAGCUUUGUGGCAUUUGGAGGAGGGAAGCAUCAGUGUCCAGGAAGGUGGUUUGCAAUCAUGGAAAUCCAGCUGUUGGUUGUGCUGUUCCUGUACAAGUAUGAAUUUGUGCUGUUGGAUGCAGUGCCAAAGGAGAGCCCUUUACACUUGGUGGGGACACAGCAACCCAUGGCACCAUUACAGGUCCGGUAUAAAUGCCGGGAAUGAGAGUUGUCCAGCACUGAGCUUUCUUUGCCAGCCCAGGCUGGAUGGAUGGACCACUGAGCUGCUUCCUAAUUCCACAUCUUCAGACAGCUUCUCUGCCUGCACAGUUCCUGAUUUCAGCUUUCAGUGCUGUACACUGUGCUGUGCCAAACCAGUGCAGUCAUACCUGUGUGCUGCCCUGGCUGCCCAGCUCCCAGUGCUUCAAUCCAAGCUCUCCUGCUGCAUUCAUAAUUUGUGGGCCAGUUACUCACUGACUUUGCAAAUCUGAUAUACUAAACUCACCAUCCAAACAUUCAGGACAAAAAGCUGCAGUGUCUGGAAAUCUUGUGUGGAAGCUGUGCCAGAACCAGCAGAGAAGCAGCUCCCUUGGGCCAGGUCACUGCUUCCUGCAGGGCGCUUCAAACCAAGGCCGGACUGGUGCCUCAUGCUAAGAAAUCACAUUGGUAACAAACAGCUCCCUGGUGCUGGUGAGCACAAAAUCCAGGACAGUCUGAGCAGAGACCUCUGGAUCAGCUCCAUCCUGAUAAACUGUGGGGACUUGUGUGUCACUGCCUGUGUGGGCACGUGAAGGUCUGGCCUGCUCUGCCAGCAACCAGCGCCAACAUCUUGCAAAUAAAAUGCAUUUGUAAUGGAAAAAUUGUAAUUGGGAUCUUGUUCCACUGGAACACCUGAAAUUUCUGCUGAGCUUUAUUUUGCUCCACAGGAUUCAGAAUCGAUCCUUGCCUGAAUUUGCAAUGAAAGUUUGACCAUAUUUAGCUCCCAAUAAAAAGUGAUUGCAAGGAAAGCUGUUCCCGCUCAUGAGACUGGUUGUCUAUUACCUAGAACACUUUUACUUUCCCUUCCAUGAGUUAUAGAACAAAUUGCACAAAUCUAAGAAUUUUUAAUCCUGUAAAGAACACCUAAUAAAAGUUGUUUGAAGAUGCUGUCAAGUAAGUUCAGAUACCAACACUUUAACUGCUGUCAGAUUUAAUAUACAAUAAUAACUGGCAUGUAUUUUUAGUCUUAUAAGUAAUUAUUCAUAGCAAAUACAUUUUAAAAGUAUUUGCAAAAAAUACAGAUAGACUUUGAACAGCAGAACAAACUAUGGGAACAACAUAGGAUAUGCAUAGGAAAAUAAUACAUUGUAUAAUUCAUUACAUGGUUGGCUUACCUUCAUGAUGGAUAGAACAACUUCAGUGAUUUAUAUGGCUGGAAAGUGAUUCAUCCAACUUUUAUUUUAGCUCAUAAUAGUUAACUGUGUAUGAGUUGCAA